AUGGAGCGACUUGGUGGUGGCCAGAGUGGGAGCGGCAGCAGCGGAGGGGGUAGUGGGGGCGGAAGCGGCCUACCCGGCGCCCUCUAUCUAUGCACAUUAAUUUGCAUUUGGGCCGUUGGAAGCACGGAGAGCAAGCUCUAUGGCUUGCACUCGGCUGAGCUGCAGAGUGGAGAGCUGAUUGUGCCGCGACGCGUUCAUGCCAACGGCACAUUCAUGGCCCAUACGUUGGUCUACCACCAUGGGCGCGACCAUCGCCGGCACAGACGCAGUGUGGCGAGCGAAAGUCCAGUGCUGCACUAUCAGUUGCAACUGCAGAAGGAGCUGCUGCAUCUCGAACUGACGCCACACAACUACUUUGUGGCGCCUCACAUGAUCAUCGAGCGGCAUCGCCGAGACCUACGCACCCGGUCCCCGCCAGCCGCAGAGCAUGUGAAUUGCCAUUUUCAUGGCAAGGUGCGGGGUCAACCAACGACUAAUGUGGCCAUAUCGACCUGUGCGGGUUUGGUUGGCCACAUUAAGACCGCCAGCAACGAAUAUUUUAUCGAGCCUUCGCAACAGCAUGAAGCGCAUCCAAUCAAGGGGCAUCCGCAUGUCGUUUUUCAGCGUUCCUCCGUCAAGCAAAAGAACUCACAUCUGCCACAUAAGAAACGUCGCCACAAACGCAAGCGCAAGGAGUCGCACAAACAGCGCGGCGGCAGCAGUGGCAACAGCAACAACAUUGGCGCCAAUAUCGUUGACAGUCAUGGACUGGGACAUAGUUAUGGGCAUGGUCAUGGCCCUCGCAUCAGCAAUUGUGGGACGCGCGAGCCGCGACGACGCAUGGAAACGAGACUGGAGUGGCAGGCGCAGGGCAAGGUCAAAAUUCAAGGCGGACGUAAGAUACGGCGCCAUCAUCAGCAGCCGCAUACAAAAUUCCAAUAUGAAACUGCAUAUGAAAAGCCGCGGAAACGUAACGCUCUUGUUCCUCCUGCCAAUGGACUGCAGUCACAUGAGCCGCGCACUAAACGCUCGAUCAGCAGUCCGAGGCACGUGGAGACGCUGAUUGUGGCCGAUUCCACCAUGGUCGCCUUUCACAAGGACGUGCAACCCUAUUUGUUGACUAUCAUGAAUAUGGUGUCUGCCUUGUACAAAGAUCCCAGCAUCGGCAACGCCAUUGAGAUAGUGGUGGUAAAGAUUCUGGUGCUCGAUGAAGAGGAUCUGUAUCCGGAACUCAACUUAACCCAGAAUGCGCAAAAGAACUUGGAUCGCUUUUGCAGUUGGCAGCACAAGCUGAACACGGUCAAUGAGAAUGAUCCCCAUCACCAUGAUGUGGCAAUACUUAUCACGCGUAAAAAUAUUUGUGGCAAUAAUUGCAUGACCCUCGGGCUGGCCAAUGUGGGCGGAAUGUGCAAGCCAAAGCAAUCGUGCAGCGUGAACGAGGACAAUGGCAUCAUGCUCUCCCACACAAUAACGCACGAACUGGGCCACAACUUUGGCAUGUUCCAUGAUACGGCCAAAAUCGGUUGCCAUCCUCGGGUCGGCUCCAUCGUUCACAUUAUGACGCCUACAUUCGGGGCAGACACGCUGCAGGUUUGCUGGUCGAACUGCAGUCGCAAGUACAUCACCCACUUCCUCGAUCAGGGACUGGGCGAGUGUCUGGAUGAUUCACCAACACCACACGAUGAGUACAACCUGCCGGAGGUACUGCCGGGUGAGCGCUACAAUGCGACCCGUCAGUGCCGCAUGCAGUUCAAUCUGACAGAUGACAGCGAUGUGGGCGCCUGCUCCUCACCCCACGAGUUCUGCUCGACCUUGUGGUGUCGCGUGAACGGCGAGUGCGUGACGAACAUGCGCCCGACGGCGCCGGGCACCAGUUGCGGAAAACGUAAGUGGUGUCAGAACGGGAAGUGCGUGCGGAUGGAGGAGUUGACUGUAGUAAACGGUGGUUGGGGUAACUGGAGCGAGUGGAGCGAGUGCUCACGAAGCUGUGGCGGUGGUGUGUCCAUUCAGCAACGUGAGUGCAACAAUCCAGUGCCCGCAAAUGGCGGUGUUUUCUGCAUUGGCGAGCGGAAGCGCUACAAGAUCUGUCGAAAGCGACCCUGCCCCGAAAACGAGCCCAGCUUUCGUGCCCAGCAGUGUGCACGCUACGACAAUGUCACCUAUCAGGGCGGCACCUACAAAUGGUUGCCCUUCUUCGAUAAGAACAAUCCCUGCAAGCUCUUCUGUACGGAUGUGGAUGACACUAUCAUUGCCAAUUGGGGGGAGACCGUGCUCGAUGGCACUCCCUGCACCCUGGGUACUAACAACAUGUGCAUCGACGGCAUCUGCAAGAAAGUUGGUUGCGAUUGGUUCGUUGACUCGGACAUGCAGGAUGAUCGUUGCGGUGUUUGCGGCGGUACUGGUGAUCAAUGCAAGCCCGUGAAGGAGGUCUUUAGCGAGCCAUUCAACGUAACCGAGGGCUACGUGGAGAUUGUAACAAUACCGGCACGAGCUCGCCACAUUGUCAUAAAGGAGCUGGCCAACUCACAGAACUUCCUAGCCGUUGCGCGUGCGCAGAGCAAUCACUUCUAUUUGAAUGGCGACAGCCUGAUCUCGAUGCCAGGCGAAUUUGAAAUAGCGGGCGCAGAGAGCCUCUAUGAUCGACUGGACGAGCAGGAGACCAUCAAAAUACCUCAACCCAUACAGCAUUCCAUAGCAUUAUACGCCAUCGUCCGCGUCAACGAGACCAACGAGGGCAUCUAUUACGAGUUCACGUUGCCCGCAGUCAACGUGAGUGCCGGUCGGCAGUACCACUGGAAGCUGGGGAAUUGGACCGCUUGCACGGCCAGUUGUGGUGGCGGGGUGCAGUACCGUGAAACGGUUUGCUACGAGAACGGCAAACAGUUCGCCGACGGGCUGCCCUGCUGGACGCAUGCCAAGAACAAGCGACCGUUGCGGCAGUCGCGUGCCUGCAACGAACAACAAUGUCCGGCACACUGGUGGCCCGGACCUUGGCAAUUCUGUCCGGUAACCUGCCGGCAACCAGGUGCGCCACCUCCACUUAGGCGCCGCUCCAUAGUGUGCCUCGAUCAACACGAUGUGGUCGUAGUGGACGGGCAGUGCACUCAGCUGGCAAAGCCCGCGGAGACGGAGCCAUGCGAAGGACACCUGCCCGAGUGCAGGACGAGAGCGUGAGUGGCACGGGAACUGCAGCCGAUAUAAGCCUUAAUAUAAUUUAACAGAAGCAUAUUUAUUUAUUCAAUCGCAAUAUAAAGCAAAAGUAAAAAUAAAAACCAACAUUAUGUACUUAAACCUUAGGAAUUACAUUUAAAUAUAAUAUAAUGCAUUACUUUUUAGAAAAGUUUGCGCCUUAGUAUAGAGAUUAUAAACAUUUAUCUUAUAAUGCACUUACUAGUAUAAAGUAUUGUUUAUGUAUAUACGUUAGAAAUCGAUAAGCAAAACAAGUGCCUUGCUUUCAUUAUGCUUAGUACUCAGAUCAAAAGAACAAAGAAAUUCCGAAAAUUUUAGAAGAAUGAGAAUCAAAACUGGAUAAAAGAGGACCGCAAAUAAAAGGCCCCAGUAGAAACAAUGCAAGGGUCCUUAGUGAAAAAUGUUUGAAAGAGAGAAAAUCAACAUUCCACAUGAAAUAAAUAUUAUAUUUAUUCCAAUAUGAUCCAA
This is a messenger RNA of Scaptodrosophila lebanonensis, 3636 nucleotides long. RefSeq names its product A disintegrin and metalloproteinase with thrombospondin motifs 7 (gene AdamTS-B). The record is from RefSeq and is a predicted model, not a curated record. Bases 1 to 3153 code for a protein of 1050 amino acids. The transcript is spliced from 15 exons. NCBI's taxonomy places the organism in Eukaryota, Metazoa, Arthropoda, Insecta, Diptera, Drosophilidae. Gene Ontology annotation, biological process: extracellular matrix organization; proteolysis. Gene Ontology annotation, cellular component: extracellular matrix. Gene Ontology annotation, molecular function: metalloendopeptidase activity.